Cladophialophora immunda is the source of this 2106-nucleotide messenger RNA. RefSeq lists its product as uncharacterized. The transcript has a single exon. NCBI's taxonomy places the organism in Eukaryota, Fungi, Ascomycota, Eurotiomycetes, Chaetothyriales, Herpotrichiellaceae. The record is from RefSeq and is a predicted model, not a curated record. Gene Ontology annotation, molecular function: glycosyltransferase activity. Bases 24 to 1700 code for a protein of 558 amino acids.
CAACGAACCAAGCACCAAGAACGAUGCGGGUCGACGAGGCCAGCGGUCGAGAGAAGGACACGCUGCCUGCUCCCAUCACGGCCAGCAGCAAUGACAGGACGAAGACAACGACACCAGCUGCACCAGAAGCACUAUCUCCUCCUUCGUCCAAGUCGCCGCAGCCACAAGCAGCUGCAGGCACUGACACUGCUGCGCCCGACAAGCGAGAUGCCUUCCCCUCCUACCUCCAGGGCAAGCGAGUCCUCCUCGCCACCGAAUCCCUGGGCCCCGUCAAUGGCGUGAGUCGAACCACCCUCAUGUUGAUUGAGUACCUACGCCGGAACGGUGUGCAACUGGCCAUCGUCGCUCCUCACUCCAGACAGUCGCGGCUCAAGCCAACCACCGGCGCAAACCUCACGGAAUUCCGACUGCCGGGCUAUGAGUUGCCCUACAAUCCUGACCUGACCGUCGUAUACCCCUUCCAGCUCGACGAUGUCUACAAACACACCUUCAAGCCCGACAUAGUAUAUCUGGCCAGUCCUGCCUCUACUGGCUUUCAAAUGCUGUUCCAGAUCCGCCAGCUACACGAUCCACCGGUCGUCCUCCUCAAUUUCCAAACCGAUCUGUCGGCGUACAGCGAAAUCCUUUUCCCCGGCCCCGUUGCCCGAUUUUCCGUGUGGCUGCUGGGCGUCGUCCAAGGGUUUCUGUUCAACCAUCGAACCGUCCAUACCAUCUUCUACCCUUCCUCUGGCGUCCGCCGUUACCUCGAGAAAGCGGGCGCUCCGAGCAACAAGAUGGUCCGACUGGGCCGAGGCGUUGACACGACAUUGUUCAAUCCUUCUCAGCGAGACGAGGCGUACCACAAGGAGCUGGCACCCAAUGGAGAAAUCAUCUUAGUCUGCGUCUGUCGCUUGGCUCCCGAGAAGGGCUUCGAAUUCCUGGCCCAGGUUGCCAUGCGGCUCGCCCAAGAAGGGUUUCCAUUCAAAUUGCUCAUAGUGGGUGGCAACAUGAGCGCGGAAGUUGAGGACCAGGUCCAUCAUCUCUUCGAUAACGUGGCAGAGCACGUCAUCUUCACCGGCUUUCGCACCGGUGUCGACCUCGCUCGUGCAUAUGCCACCGGCGAUAUUUUCCUACACUGCUCCAUCACCGAGACAUUCGGACUGGUCGUUUUGGAAGCAAUGGCGAGCGGUCUCCCAGUGAUCGCUCGUGACGAAGGAGGACCUUCGGAUAUCGUCCAAGACCGAGAGACUGGAUAUUUGGUCCCUCCCCACAACCUAGCGCAGUACAUUGCCCUCAUCAAGAGUCUCUCAACUGACAAGACUUUUCGUGCGAAAAUGGCAAUCGCAGCCCGAAGAUACACCUGCGACGUAACCUGGGAGAAGAUCAAUAGGCGGGUUGCCUGGCACAUGGCCGAUGGUCUGCAACAGCACCUCCAGCGAAAGCGCAGAAGACCGAUCAGAAACUUCAUUGUCGCCAGGUACCAUGAAUUACGAGACGGUGUGGUCAUCCCCGUCGUGGUACGACUACGACUGUACAUGGCGGCAAUGAUCGUCUACCUUAUUUGGCUGAUGACAGCCGUCGUGCUUCUGCUUUACGGCCACCGAGUGUUUUCACGAGCGGCGCAACUCUUGCGCAACCCACCCCUCGUUUUGCAACGCAUUCAGUAUCGCGCCUUGAAGCAAGGCAUUCAGGAGACGCUAAAGAGCUUGAGCACAGAAUGAAAUGCUUGUCGCGGUGGAAGUUAGAGAGAAUGUCAAGACAUGAUCAAUCAGCCAUUUUUCAUUGCCUAUUACGACGGAAUGACCAUUCUACCCUGGCGACGCCGGCGCGGAAGACUCACUUUAUCUCGGACCAUGCCGCUUCAGUUGGUCGAUUCCAAUCCAACGGCAUAGGCGCCGGGCACCGCAUCCGCACGCCACGGACCUCUGACCUUUUUUUCGUGGGGAUGAUAUUGCAGCUCGGACAUGCCCUGCAACUGAGCGGCCACUCGACGUUGAGCAGAUGACGGUAAGACGCUUGAGCACAUGUUAGAUAGUCGGCUGGCACUUAGCACAUACAUGCGCCGAAGUAUCCCUUUCGCCAACCCCUUUUGGCGAAGUCUCGACAGAAGCAAGCUGGCAAGCGGAG